AUGGAGCUCCUUACUCUUACGGGCGGCUCCUGCUUCACGGCCUCCGAGGCCGUCAAGUUGAAGGAGCAGAUCAACAAGACAGCCCCCAUCAAGGUCUCGUCUGUCUCGGGCGUCUGGGUCUAUUAUGCGCACAUCGCUGGCGAUGCCAAUUCCGCCCAGCAGAAGCUCGCCCAGCUUCUCCCUCUCUCUGCCGACCAGGCCGCCCCCCAUCUUACACACAUUGGCUAUGGGCGCAAGUGGUAUGUGACUCCUCGCUACCUCUCGCCAUGGAGCUCCAAGGCCACCAGCAUUGCCCAGGUCUGCGGCUUCGAGAAGGAGAUCCACCGCAUUGAGCGCGGCCGUCUCAUCCACAUCGAGUUUGAGCAGCCCUUCAACGACAAGAACAUCACCUUCCGCGAUGUUCUGCACGACCGCAUGACCGAGACCUUCUCGGCCGACGCCCCCGACCUGGUCACCAUGUUUGCCGAGGGCCAGCCCCAGACUCUGGAAGUCGUCGACAUCUUCGCCCCUGGCAAGGACCCUAUCCAGGUCCUGCAAGAAUACAACAAAGAACGCGGCUUGGCGCUUGACCAGUCCGAGAUCGAGUACCUGGUCGAGAAGUUCUCCCAGCUCGGUCGCCCCCCUCACGAUGUUGAGCUCUUCAUGUUCGCUCAGGUCAACUCUGAGCACUGCCGUCACAAGCAGUUCAAUGCCAACUGGACCAUCGAUGGCAUCUCCAAGGGCAAGAGCCUCUUCGAGAUGAUCAGAAACACUCACAAGGUCACCCCCGACUUCACUGUCUCGGCCUAUAGCGACAACGCUGCCGUCAUGGAGGGUGACCACGUCAACUUCUGGUCCCCCGACUAUUCGACCGGCUCGUGGAAGUUGAACAAGGAGUUGAUUCAUGUCCUGGCCAAGGUCGAAACACACAACCACCCCACUGCUAUUGCGCCCUUCCCCGGUGCCGCCACUGGUUCUGGUGGUGAGAUCCGUGAUGAAGGUGCCGUCGGCAGAGGCUCUAUGCCCAAGGCUGGUCUUAGCGGCUUCUGGGUCUCUGACCUGCACAUCCCCGAUCACACUGCCCCGUGGGAGAUCGACGUCGGCCGCCCGGCCCACUAUGCCAGCGCUUUGGAUAUCAUGCUGGAAGCUCCCAUUGGUAGCGCCCGCUUCAACAACGAGUUCGGCCGUCCCUGCCUUACUGGUACCUUCCGCACCCUCCUUACCGCCGAUGACACCAAGGCGGAGGGUGAGUUCCGCGGUUACCACAAGCCCAUCAUGAUUGCUGGUGGUGUUGGUACCGUUAGGGAGAACCAUGCGCUCAAGAACCCAUCCGACGUGCAAGAGGGCGCCCACGUCAUUGUUCUCGGUGGCCCCGCUAUGCUUAUUGGCUUGGGCGGUGGUGCCGCUUCGAGCAACGACUCUGGCGAAGGUAACGCCGAUCUUGAUUUCGACAGUGUUCAGCGCGGUAAUCCCGAACAGGAGAGACGCGCCCAGAUGGUCAUCAACACCUGCGUUGCUCUUGGCAUCCAGAACCCUAUCGCCAUGAUCCACGAUGUGGGUGCUGGUGGUCUUUCUAAUGCCUUGCCCGAGCUUGUGAAGGAUGCUGGCUUCGGUGGCAGAUUCGAGCUGCGCGAGGUUGAGUGCGUCGACAAGAGCAUGAGCCCUCUUCAGAUCUGGUGUAACGAGGCUCAGGAGCGUUACGUCUUGCUCGUCAACCCUGAUAGCAUGGAGCGUUUCACCAGCAUUUGCCGGAGAGAACGUUGCGGCUUCUCUGACGUCGGAACCGUCAUCACCAAGGAGGCCGAUGGCGUUUCCAAGCUCAUCUUGAGCGACAAGCAGUCCAACGAGUACCCCCGUCCUAUUGAUGUCCCUAUGGAUGUCCUCUUCCCCAAGGGACGUAAGCUCGAGCGCAUUGUCACUUCCAAGAAGCCCCAGUGGCCUACUUUCAACCCUGUUGCCAGCCUGAAGGAGGCCUUUGGCGAUUCGACUAGCGACGAAAACCUUCUCAGACAAGCCGUUCAGCGUGUCUUCUGGCUGCCAUCUGUUGGCUCCAAGUCCUUCCUGAUCACCAUCGGUGACCGUACAGUCGGUGGUCUUACCGUGCGUGAUCAGAUGGUUGGUCCUUGGCAGGUUCCUGUUGCCGAUGUCGCUGUCACCCUCUCCUCGUUCGGCCUUAAUGGCGUCAAGGGUGGCGAGGCCAUGGCCAUGGGCGAGAAGCCCACUCUUGCUCUUAUUUCUCCUGCUGCUUCUGCCAGAAUGGCGGUUGCCGAAAGUUUGUUGAACCUCGGUGCUGCCGACAUCAAGGCUGGAUCCCAGCGUGGUGAUCUCAAGCGCGUCAAGCUCUCCGCCAACUGGAUGGCCGCUGUGAACCACCCCGGUGAGGGUGCCGCUCUCUACGAGGCCGUCGAGGCCAUUGGUAUGGAGAUGUGCCCUGAGCUCGGCAUCAGCAUUCCUGUUGGAAAGGACUCGACCUCCAUGAAAGCAUCCUGGAAGGAUGGCGAGGCCAAGAAGAGUGUCACUGCCCCUGUUUCCGUCGUCAUUACCGCCUUCACCACGGUUGAGGACGUUCGCAGGACUUGGACUCCUCAGCUUCGUCGCGUGGAGGAAGUUGGCGAGACCGUUCUCCUGUUCGUCGACUUGGCCAAGGGCUUCAAGGCUCUGGGUGGCUCUGCUCUUGCUCAGUCCUUCGGCGCGAUCGGCCACGAGGCGCCUGAUGUGCGCGAUGUGGAUCUCCUCAAGGACUACUUCGAUGCUCUUGCGCAGCUCCACGAGAGCGGCGUCGUCCUUGCCUAUCACGACAGGUCCGAUGGUGGCUUGAUCACCACUGUUGCUGAGAUGAUGUUCGCCGGUCGCUGCGGCGUCGACUUGACCUUGGACGGCGUCUCCAAGUCUGGAAGCUUGGCCGAUCUCACCGAUGCGCUCUUCAACGAGGAGCUUGGUGCCGUCUUCCAGGUUCGUGCCGAGGAUGAGACCAACUUCAAGCGCUGCUUCGCCACUUGCGGUCCUCCUGCUGGCCUGAUCCGUAAGAUUGGUGUCGUUCUGCCCAGUGCCAAGCAAAUACUUGCCAUUCGCUAUGGCGAGGGUACCCCCUUCGUCACUCUUGACCGGGCUGAGAUGCAGCAGUGGUGGAGCAAGACCUCGUACGAGAUGCAGAAGUUGAGAGAUACCCCGGCCUGUGCCGACUCUGAGUACGCUGCCCUCCUUGACUCUCAAGACCCGGGUCUCUCCUACACCCUUACCUAUUCUCCCGCCGAGAACAUCGUUCCCUUCACUGCUUCCAUCACUGGCUUCUUCGGCAAGACGCCUCGCGUUGCUAUUCUCAGAGAGCAGGGUGUCAACGGCUACGCCGAAAUGGCCUUUGCCUUCCGUGCCGCUGGCUUCGAUGCGGUGGAUGUCCACAUGACCGACAUCAUCAACGGCCGCUCUCUCGCCGACUUCGUCGGUCUCGCCGCCUGCGGUGGCUUCUCCUACGGUGACGUUCUCGGCGCCGGCCAGGGUUGGGCCAAGUCCAUCCUGCUGCACGAGAAGGCCCGCGCCGAGCUCGAGGCCUUCUUCAACCGCAAGGACACCUUCAGCUUGGGCGUCUGCAACGGCUGCCAGAUGCUUUCCCGUCUCAAAUCGCUGAUCCCCGGCGCCGAGCACUUCCCCACGUUUGUGCAGAACGCCUCGGCCCAGUUCGAGGCCCGCUACGGCAUGGUCAAGAUCGAGGACGGAGAGGCCAGCAAAAACUCGGUAUUCUUCAACGGCAUGGGCGGAUCCAGCCUCCCCAUCGUCGUCUCUCACGGCGAGGGCCGCGCCGAGUUCGACUCGCAGGCCGACUUCCAGGCGCUCACUCAGCAGAACGGUAUCCCCAUCCGCUACGUCGAUAACCGCCUGAACGUCACGGAGGAGUACCCCUUCAACCCCAACGGCAGCCCGGCCGGUAUCGCCGGUGUGGCUAGCAGGGACGGCCGUGUCCUGGCCAUGAUGCCUCACCCCGAGAGAACCAUCAUGGCUGACGUGACGAGCUAUGCUCCCGAGGACCAGCUUGCUCAGUGGGGCGAGUUCGGCCCCUGGUUGAGGAUGUUCAGGAGCGCUAGACGCUGGGUUGGCUAA
Messenger RNA from Neurospora tetraspora, 4074 nucleotides. RefSeq names its product phosphoribosylformylglycinamidine synthase. Gene Ontology annotation, biological process: 'de novo' IMP biosynthetic process. The record is from RefSeq and is a predicted model, not a curated record. Gene Ontology annotation, molecular function: phosphoribosylformylglycinamidine synthase activity. NCBI's taxonomy places the organism in Eukaryota, Fungi, Ascomycota, Sordariomycetes, Sordariales, Sordariaceae. The coding region runs from base 1 to 4074 and encodes 1357 amino acids. The transcript is spliced from 2 exons.